Molecule: messenger RNA, 6150 nt
Organism: Amoebophrya sp. A25
Lineage: Eukaryota; Dinophyceae; Syndiniales; Amoebophryaceae
Source: the annotation of a GenBank genome assembly
CGGUUAGGCUUCUCGAGAGCUGCCUGUCCAUAGAUCCGGCGCAUGCAGAUACCUACGUUUUGCUGGCGCGGACGCACUUAGACGCCAACGAAGUCUAUCUGGCCCUCAAGGUCUUGGAGCAAGGUGUCUCCCGGGAUUUCAGCAUACGAAGUCAUCCGCUCUAUCAUCUUACGGAGACGAGAUGAACUCGAUGUUUAACAGCAACAACAGCUUAAUACUUAACUUUUUUUGUGAUUCUGUUACUGUUUCUGAUUCAGUGAUCUUCAUUCUAGUUUCGAAUUCGCUUGCUUGCUACCUACUGCUACUUUCAGAAGAUCUUCUCAGCAAGACGAAACAAGCUCCUUACUAGUACUCGUGCUUAGCACUCCUUCUCCUUCAUACCGUUGGUGAAAGCGCGGAUGAUUCAAGCAGAGCGCGGGGACCGCGACCAGGCGAUACGAGUGCUCGAGGACUGUCUUCGUCUACCUGGUGUCCGGCAGGCGAGCAAUCAGACGUCGACUUUAUGCUUCAUGUACUUGCUUUAGCUUGUUAUGAUAGUCGCAGCUAGAAGUCGUAGUUUUGCACAUCCUGUGACGAGAGAGGAUGCAACAUUAUACAUAGAGUUUUGUCAUCGACUCCAUUGAGUCGAUAGUACGAAAACGGAUCCAGUUGUGCUGCGUCAUGACCACAACUUCUAUACAUUCUUUCACUUGCUCACGAUCUCCCCUUUGACGUAAGUAGUUACUUUCAUGACACUCUCCUGCGGUGACAGUGGAAGAUCGUGCGAGCGUUUUUCUCCUGUUGGUCGAACUCUACGGUAAAAGCGGGCGGGCAGGCGAGGCGUCGUCUUUGCUUGGCGAAGCAGCAAGGGAGUUCAAAAAUUCGAAGCAGGAAGUUCGGAUUUUGAUCGCGCAGGCUGAGCUACAAACCGCUCGUGGGGAUGUCGAUAGGGCACUCCAGCUCCUCGAAAACGCACUGGUACAGAUGGGCAGCGAACAAACCGGACAGGCGGCUCAAUUCAAUUAUGAAGACAAGGACCAGUUGUAGGUGUAGCCGUAGGAGUGACAUUUGAAUUUCACGUUUCCAGUUUUGAAGACGGCAAGUGAGUAAGUAUGUUGUAACGACCUAGUCUUUCUUACGACUAGCAGUAGUUUGCACCAAUUCAUAUUCACCCUAACCCUAAACCAUUAGACGCAUCAAACGAAAAUAAAUUCACCCUAACCGAAAACCAUUAGACGCAAUCGCAAACGAAAAUAUCCUUCUAAUCGGAAGUAAUCAAGAGGGAACAAGCGAGGCUGUACUUGGACCACAAGAACGAUUCUCGAUCUUUUGCCCGCUGCCACCGAGAAAUUCUAGACCAGGAUCCCGAAGACGUGCAGAAUUACCUCAGUCUUGGUGAGGCGCUUCUCGAAAUUUGUGAGCCACAAGAGGCGAUAGCGGUACAUCAACUACAAAUAAAGUUUGAAAGUGUGUGGAUAUCUUUGAGAGGUAUUUUUUGAUGAUAUUUAUAGAUCCAUACGAAAACUGAAAAUUUGCGAAAAGCUAAUGGGAAUAUUAGAGUUACUACGUACUUUUUUAAGUUUUCGCAUAUCACACUCAAAUCCCAUGACUUUCAUAGGUAUUCGAAAAAGCGUUAGCGUUUUCAGCCGAAGACAAGCGCAUCGACGCAACUGAGCUGAUUCGAAAGAUUGGUGGGGCUCUCGUUCUCACGCACGACUACGAGACAGCGAUGAACUACUACGCUAAUGCUCUGAAGCGGGACCCAUCGGCAACGGAACUGCGCUUAGAUCUUGCGCGGCUGCACAUGAGGCUUCAGAGCUGGUCAAGGGCAGGAGGAGAACUCGAAGACGCUCUAUCGAAGAUACAAGGUUAUGCGUUCUUCAUCUUCUUGCGGAUAGAACAACUAAGUAGAAAAUAAUAGUGAGAGUUGCAAGUUCAAUGUCCUCGCUCAACAAGAACAGGAUCAUUGGUUUUGACAUUGGAACAACUACUCUUUCACAUACAAUAAUAGUGAGUUGUACACUUCUGAGCAGCUAGCUCUAGUUUACACUAAAUCAUGAUCAACAACAACGACCCUUCAUUCUGCGGAUAAUGUGAAGACGCUGCGGCAGAAAAUAGAGGUUCUCCUUACUCUCGCCACUGUGCAUUUAGAGAGUACUGUCGCGUCCUCGUCGUCCUCAUCCCGCAACUUUGGAGCAUCUGUAUGGCACGACAAUAUCUAUGGAAUUGAAAGUCAAAACGACUUUUGAUGUUUCUCAGUUUUCUCACGUCGAUGUCAAUUAACUCCUUCAGUCAGAGUCUGGACUACUUCAAGAACUUGCUAGAAAACUCCUUCCAUAUGUAUUUGUAUGCUUCACUUGAGAAGAACCUCUCUCAUUUCCUGGAGGAACGACUGGUGAUCUUGCCCCAGCGCCUCUAGCAGCGGAAAAGCUCAAAUACGCUUUAACCCUACAGAAGGAACUAGUGGACAGGCUCAGUAUGGAAGAUUAUGCUGGCCUCAUGAUAUUGCAUAUUUUUGAGUUCUCCUUUAAUCUGCAAUUAAAUGUACUAGAAGAGGAUCGCAUGCGAGGUGACCAUUUUUUCCACCUCCACUGCUAUCCUGUGACACAUUUUUGAGCAGUUGCUACACCCGAACAACCCUAAGGCCUAGUCCAAACGCUACAGAGACAAGGACAACAAGUUCUUAGGAGCUCUAAGUUCAAGAUAGAAGGGAUAAGCUGUCAUAUGCUGAUAUCGCUUUUCGCCUUGCCGAGUAUUACACGUCAAGAGAACGCAGUCCUCAGCAGGCAGCCGACUACUAUCGGGAAUGCCUCUCUUUCCACGAGUCGCAUGAAAAAGCAAUGCUUGCGCUUGCAAAACUUCAUUUAUGGCACCGUUUCUAUUUCUAACAUGCUUUUUCGUUCUAUUCCAGUACCCUGGUGUGUCUUUGCUCAGGUCCUCUUCAUCUGUCCAACUACGUAAACUUUUGUAUCUAUAGUAAGUAGAGAUCGUCCUGACUAAUAUUGAAGUUCAACCGUGACUGAUGAUUGGUAUUCUCACUUCUUGAUCCCGUGAAACCUUCUUCAUUCCCUAUGGCCGAAGGCAAUUACGAGGCGUGCGAGCAGCAAUUAGGGGUGCUGCUUCGGCUCGAAUCGUCCUCAGAAGAAGCCGUUGAGGGCUCAACACUCAUGGCAGAGUUGCUCAUGCUUUUAGCAGCAAACGGUACUUAUAGAUACUAUUAGCCACCUGAACGCAAAAAGCGAAAGCUCCAUCCACCCCAGGAACUGUCAAUACCCUUUGUCUCUUCUCUCGGUAAUGGAGACACUUUACACAACUGUCUUCAUCUAGUACCAUUUUUUCUCAGGUAGCCGUAGCGAAGGCGGUGCGCAGGAGUAUAGGGACGCGACGUUUCAUUACCGACGACUCCUAGAAAAGAAGCCCUGCGAUUGGAAAUCGUUGAGUCGAUUAGUCUAUCUGCUGAAACGAGCUGGCAAACUGAAGGAGUUUGAACGCUACUUGCUCAACGCAGAAAAACAUCUUCGAAGCUACAAAGACCCGCAACAGGAACCUGGAUUUCGGUAGUAUUAUGCUAUGGAAAGAGGUUGUGAGCACGAAGUGAUAGUAAAUAGGGUAAUGGUGUUGGUUCGCAUUUAUUCGCAUAAUAAUACUACUGAACAUUAUAAGCUAGAUGAUCUCAACAUAAUUGUUCACUUCUGCAAGAAAUUGAGGAUCCUUGAAUCUUCAUCACCUUUUCACCAUCAUCAUAUCUGCAUCCAGGUUUUGUCGAGGCCUCUACGCGCGCUGUAUGAAUAGGGGUUCUGAGGCACUAGUGGAUCUGAACUUUGCGAGAACGCGGGAUGUCGAAUGGAGGAGAGAGGCCACACUGGAAAUGAUUGAGCUUUAUCUCUUCCCAGAUCCAAACAAGCUGUCACUAGACGCUCUACAAGACGGCGAGGGACACGGCGAGCACGUCUAUCGGGAAGUCGAUCUCCUUAUAAACGAGCUGCUGCAGAAUGUUACGGACCACAACGCACGAGGGAGUUGUACUUGAGUUUCACUUUGUCAAGACAUUAUGCCUCUUCAACAGACGAGACAAUUGGUCUCUGUUUGUUGAGCGGCGUUUGAUUUGACUAGUUCAUGCUGAAAACAAGAGAAGAUAAGGAGUCAACAUACUCUCGUUGGCCGAAUUUGGACUACCGCUACCAUAAGCAGAAGGCAUUUCUAUUUUCAAUUGAGUGCAUACCUCCUACGGGCAUACUCUAACAUGAAGAGUUCAGCAAUAGGAGCUGCGAGUAGGCAACGGGAGAGCUUUCAGCGGGACCUCUUGGGGAGGCUACGGGUUUACCAGGCCUCAAACGCAAUCUUCACGAAAAGGAAAACUGAAGUCGAUCGCGGUUUGCAAAUGUUGAUGGAGUUAUGAUUUGGUUUAGUCCGUUCUACGACUAUCAGUCUGUAGGUUUCGAGUAGAGCUUGCGAUCCUUAUGGGUGUUGAUAUGGAGUGUGGUGUGUAUACCCCUAGAUUUUGUUGUAAUUCCUUGCUAGAAAAUGGAUUAUGCUACAAUCUUGUGAACGACGAUAGUCGAGUACAGAAAAUCGGAUCAAAAAGACGCCCUGUGGGGGCUACCCCCCACUUCUACUGACUCGCCUUCAUCGCUGCUCUUCAACGCGGACAAGAACUACGUGCCUGCCGUCUUAGCGAUGAGCCAAGGUCUCAUAAUUUCGAAACAACUGACUAAAGCGAGAAAUCAGCUAAAACGGAUUGCUGAAAUCGCGAGGCAGAGCUAUAACCCAGAUUGGGCGGAUGACUUCGAGAAAGCCUGGCUCUUACUGGCAGACGUUUACAUCAGCGGGGGAAAGGUAUUGAUAUAGAGGAUUUAGACCUUUUGUAGCACGGGUAAGAUUUAGAUCUUUCGAGAUGGAGUAGAUCUUCUAGAACGAGAGUCUACAUCUUUCUAAGAUUAAGGCAAAGUCGUUUAUGAGCAUAGACGAUGACGCGUAAACGAAAGCAAUAGGAUGAUAUUACGCUGAUUUUCCUCAAGAACAACAGUAACACAGUCAUUUUCAUCAUUCAAACCGCACUAGUACGAGUUGGCCUCGACCUUAUGUCAUCUCGCCUCAACGCACAACCGGUCGAGUGGAAAAGCAUGGGAAAGCCUGGGUCUGAUAUACGAGAAGGAGGCUGGGCACAAGGAAGCCGCGACCUACUACGAGAAAAGCUGGGAGCUAGCCAGGUCCACGAACGUUGGAUUUCGCCUCGCUUUUAACUACCUAAAGGCGAAACGCUUAUGAAAAGAGGAUCUCUGUAGGAUCCAUAACACCAGGUGUUGUACUUGAGCAGCUCGCUUGAGGAGUUGGUUUAUCAAUUUAGUUUGAGUUUGUUUUUGCAACCACAACUACUACCUAGCGCUACGGUUGUACUAUUAGCGAGCAUUGUGCACCUUUAUGGUAGGUCUCCUUCUCCACCUAAGCCCACACCUCUGAAUAGUUUGAGGAGUUGGUUCAUCAAUAGUCCUCCCACACCUCCCACACCCACACCCUUUCUUCAUUUUCCAUGAUCGAGUGCAUUUUGAUCUGCCAGCAGGUGUUGAAGAUGAAUCCGCAAUAUCCCAAGAUACAGAAGGAGAUAUUGGACAAGGCAAGGAUGGCAUUGCGAUCGUGAUUGGCUGUUUUGUUUCUGCGUUUCUCUGCCGUUUUGUGUACGCUUGCAUCCUGGCGAUGUUGGGAGACGAGGAGGACGCAUUCCAUUAUAGGUGUAGUAGAGUAUUUUUUUCGACGGUGGAUGGAAAGAGUGGUAUCUUCAUCUUCAGCCUGCUCUUCACGAUAUUUUCAGUCAUUUUUGGGCGUACCAUACGACCAGUGCAAAAGUUUGAGUAUUAAUCGAUGCUGUCGCUCCUGAUUACUAGCUGUAGAAGCAAACUGGCGUUCUUAUGGCCUGCUGUGAUCUUCUUGUUGUUGAGUAAGCAGUACAAGUUAGUACUUUUUUUCUUUUUGGAUACGAAACGAACAGCGCUGACAAUAAACGCCGGAUAGGAUUCCAUUUAGAGGAAUGAGCACAAGGAAGUUGAGCUUGAGUUCUAUGUGUACUAAACGCACAAGGAAGUCCUGUAUGUUGAGAUUGAUGAGCAAGAACGUCAACAUGUGCAUGGAUGUAGAUUCGGAAAGAGUUUCGUCCACGAGUAUGCGAUCCCCGAU